AUGCACCCGCGACUUCGGAGAAUAUUGGCUAUUCGGAACUUCAAGCAAGUGGUCACCCACUUGGGAAUGUUUGGUGCACCUACUUGGAAACCAGUCCGUUUGGUAAGCGACGAUGAGGCAAUCUCACAUUUGUGGAGGAAACUUGACAGAUCCUUGUUUGACAAAAGCGACUCCACAGUGCAGUACAACACCGAGGGUGGCCGGAAAUUCAAAGGAUCUAAGAAGUUGCGGCAAACACAAGUCUAUCCUCCCAAGUUUGGGCGGGCUGUAUGCUCUGCUUUCACGAAGCACGCCAAGGUCCCGCAGUGGCCAACCAGUGUGGACUACACGCCUGAUGAUUGGGCAGAUGCAAAGCAGCUUGGCGCUUUCAAAAGCAUGUCUACCCGCAACUCUUUGGUGGCACCAUGCCACAACCUAAAACAGCAGGUUUGCAUGUUCUUCCAUACCCACCAUUCCUGUAGUGAGUGGAUGAAACAGGUCAAGAUUGUUAUAAUACAAAAGUUGAUCCUUCCACAAAAAGAAAUACACCCCUUGGUUGAACAAGCUCAACUGACCUUUCUUGCAAACACAACAACACCCUCCAAUGUUACCUCACACCCAGGCUUGGAGAAUGCGAAGAAUGGUUGGUGGACUACAUCAACCAAAAGAGGGGCUUAA
Durusdinium trenchii is the source of this 657-nucleotide messenger RNA. The record is from the annotation of a GenBank genome assembly. NCBI's taxonomy places the organism in Eukaryota, Dinophyceae, Suessiales, Symbiodiniaceae.